CUAGAUGCUGAGCGGCUUAGCACAAUUUGGUGGCACAGAUUACAUACUCACGCAUGAAACUGCCUCGUCUUAUUCAAAACCGCCCCAUGCUGGUGUAGUGAUACAAGAGUGAUGAGCACUACGAAGACUAGGUCUAAUAUGCACAUUUCCUCUCAUUAUAAAAACAGCACCCCCGGGGGCUUUCGCACAUGAAAGUCUGAACAAGAGGAUGAUUCACAAAAGUUAAGAUCAUGGGGCCUGUCAUAACAAGCCGGAUAGAGCCACUGGCUGAUGAGAACAUCGCAUAUGGUCAGGAUCAGUCGGUGCUCUUUGAACAGUCGCUAGUCGACACCAUCUCACCUUCACAGACAUUUCGUCCACCAUCGCAAAAUGCUGCCACCCGGCGCUGGCGACCAAUUUACCUACGUCGAUCUGUUUUGUUUGGGUUCAUCUUAGUGUUCAUUCUUAUUAUUGUCACCAUUGAAGUUCUUCUUUCCAUUUCCAAUCGGAACCAGGGGCUUGCUACGAGUACGUCUGCUCAGCAUUAUCUUUGGACGUAUGGGCCGACCGCUUUUCUGACAGGUGUGGCCACCCUCUGGGCACGCACCGAGUAUCAGAGCAAGCUGAUAGCUCCUUGGCUCCGUCUAUCCCAAAACCCUGCUCCUGCUUCUCGAACACUUCUUUUGGAUUACGUAUCUCAGUUUUCUUUUUUCGCUAUAUUUACAUCUUUGAAAAACCGAGAUUUCACUGUCGCCAUCUCAACUACCGUAUCAAUUAUCCUCAAGCUCUUAAUUAUCAUAUCAACUAGCUUGAUAUCUCUUUCGUGGACUACGCUUCACCAAGACUCCUAUCCCAUGUCUCUCCGCGAUAAAUUCGUCGAUAAUACCGCUAAGCUUUCCACCACCGGUGAUCUUGCCGUAUACAUAGUCCAAGGCGCGCGAGAUCAGAACCUCACACUGCCUGAGGGUAUAUCCAGCGAAUACGCAUUUCAAUCUGUGCAAACGAACUUGCCUGAUGAAGUAGAGACAACCGUCGUCGUAGAUGGACUGGUUAACUCGCUUCGGUGCCAUCCUGCGAACGUAACCUUACUCAAGUCUGAAAUCUCAGGAGGAGAAGCAGGCUUUAGGCAAGAGCCCUUGAACUUGCGUAUUUCGUCACCUCGAUGCAAUGUGGCACUUGCACGGCUCCCUGACGUCGAGAUAUAUGGUAAUUCGUCGCUUUUCGCGAGAUUCCAACAGAUCCAAUGCGAUGAAAUUUCCGACGACCCCGGAAAGCGAGUUAUAGUGAUGUUUGGCAACAUAACCAAACCUCCCGCCAUCUCCUCCAGGAGUCUAUCAAACACUAAUAGCGCAAUACAGUCUCGCAUUGUCGGUUACACCACAUCAAUACUCAGUAGAUCGACAAGUCUGCUCUGCACACCACAAUACGCUAUUGACAAAGUCCGAGUGACUCGAAACAGUACCCGGACUAGAUCCGUAAGCCGUGUGAUAGGAAAACCUCGAACGACGCUUGACUCUGUCACCGCCUGGAAUAUAAUGGAAGCGCAGUUUGAAGCUGGCAGAGCGGACCUGAACUACGUUGGCCCUUAUUCAGAUGCCAUCAAUGUCUCGACAACGCCUGUCAACGUAGAUCCUUACAUGUUUACAGCGCUGAAAUCUCAGUUGGAGCCGGGAUCGCGAGUCACGGACCUUUUCGAGAUCGAGGUUUUACAGAAAGUUGCUACCAACUAUUAUCAAGCAAUAGGCGCGGUUAUCGCCAAACAAUCUUUAAUGGUCCCGACUUCAGUGGGGAUUACAGGCUCCGCCACUUUAAACAAAAGUCGUCUCAUUGUGCGUUCUUGGAUCGCGCAGUGGAUGGUCGCCUUGGCUGGUUUCUGUAUUAUUUUAAUAUCCAUCUCGCUCUUCCUGGUUCCAGCAAAAGGAUUCUUGCCAUGUAGUCCGACUACUUUUCCAAAUUUGAUAUCGACCCUAGUGCAAAGCCGGCAGCUCGCGGCCCAGCUACGGUUUGCUGGAGCGUCAGAUACUAAACACCUUGUGGACUUCCUGAGAAAGUCAACAUUUCAAUCAGAAUUUAUAUAUGAUCCCACACUUGACGAGAAAAGGUUCUGCAUCGUCGAUACAGAUUGUGAUGGAAAUGACAGGCCUAAUCCUCAAGUCAGUGCAAAGCUCUUGCAUCCGACCAUUCUUCAUCCCACUUCUCGCUCUCUGCUCUGUGUUAGCGUGGUAGGCUUGAUAAUUUCUUUGGAACUAUUGCUGCACAAGUCUGCUACUCAGAAUGGCCUUGGAGACGUUAGUUAUGACACCUAUAUACAUUAUAUAUGGACCGCGAUCCCAGCACUCCUUUUUGGUACGCUUUCUAUAACUUUUGCUGCCAUGGACUUCCAAAUAAGAACUCUAGCACCAUAUAUGGCCUUAAGGAAGUAUAUUUCAAUAGGUGUAUUCGAACGGCUUGAGCUUCUUGAUAUGACAACACCAAUAGCGAUUCUUGAAGAGUACAGGCUCGGGACUCUUUGGGCUCUAUUUACAACCGCCGGAUUUCUUCUUGCUUCAUUGUUCACCACUUUUUCAGCAGGCUUGUUCCAAGAGCUAAAUCUACCCGCAACAGUACCCCUCACUCUUCAGCCAAGCCGUUCUUUUGAUUCACCGUCCGAUGAACCAUUCCAUAUCACCAACACUGAGAUUCCUUCCUUAAUUUUCGAGGGCAAUUUCACUUUCCCUCGCUUUACAUACAUGGACCUUGCCUUCGUAGAGCUUAAGCCUACUACGGUCAUACCGCCCAAUUUCGAUAAAUCUACUGUUUCAAUCUCGGCUGUGGUUCCAGCAGUGCGUAGUAAAAUGGAUUGCGUUUUAUAUGAGGCCCCCCAAUUGCGUGUAAAUAACACCGCACUACAGGUCGACGGCCUGAUCGAGGUCUCAACCGACAGUCAAAUCGAUUUUCCAGUUCUCAAUUAUAAUAUGGAUAGGGUUAAUACCAAUUCCACCUAUGCUGGCAUAUCAUACUCGUUCCACCCCGGUUCUGAUGUACUUUACUUUUGGGCUAAGUUGGAUUUUGGCGCAACACCUGUGGUACAGCAUGCAGCUGCGCUGGCGUGUAAUCUGACAUUCGAAGCCUUGGAUGUCAAUACAACCUUUAGGAAUACCGCCUUCGACUUAGAUCUGCACGAACACCCACGCCCCCUUGAGGAUACGGUACGGAACACAUCUAUCAACGACUGGAACUUGGCAUUUCACGACGACUUCGAUAAUCUUGCUACUAUAGAUCUUAGCCCACAGUUCAUGGACUCUUUUUUCUCAAUGGUUGUAACUUCCCCAUGGGCAGUCCCUAUGUCAGCUCUUGGCGACCCAGCCGCGAAUGAUGAUGUUAUAGACGCCAUUAAACUCCACAGUCGCAUCAUACUGGCACAAGAAGUGACAGCUAUACGAGGUCCUGCUAGCGAGUCGAAUGCUACCAUUACGGAACCUAUUGGUCCUGGAGACAAUGACGCCCAGCGUACCAUCAACGCUACAGUUACCAAUACUGCUGGUAGACGUCGCAUUGUCCAGGACGAAGCAUCUACACAUAUCUUGGUUGCCCUACUAGCAACCACACUGGUUUUAUUUAUCGUAGGCUGGGUCACUAGCCCUAGGACUGAUGUGUUACCUCGCAACCCAACGACCAUCGCAUCCGUCCUAGCACUAUUGGCAGGUGGGAAUAUAUUUGAUAGAUUGCCAGCAGAUAAAUCGGUUCUAUCUCCCGAGGAAAUCCUUUCUGUCCUUGGCAAUUCUGAAACACGAUUCUGGAUGGGAUGGGGAAAUCUGGCGGACGAAGAGGGCAUACAGUAUGGCGGAGAAAACGAAGGUGGCGUCAGCCAGUUUGGGAUCUUUGCUGUUGAUAAGGACGAUAUGGAUCAGGAUUAGUGGGCUCUAGGGGUAUUCAGAAAGGAUGGACGAUGCCUCUUGUUAAAGUCAUCCGUUGAUACCUACGAUUUCCCCAGAUCCUGACGCUCUUCAUA
Xylaria bambusicola is the source of this 3970-nucleotide messenger RNA. RefSeq lists its product as uncharacterized. The record is from RefSeq and is a predicted model, not a curated record. The coding region runs from base 231 to 3875 and encodes 1214 amino acids. NCBI's taxonomy places the organism in Eukaryota, Fungi, Ascomycota, Sordariomycetes, Xylariales, Xylariaceae. The transcript has a single exon.